This is a messenger RNA of Amphiprion ocellaris (clown anemonefish), 4782 nucleotides long. It is a transcript of the gene foxn2a, whose product is annotated as forkhead box N2a. The record is from RefSeq and is a predicted model, not a curated record. The transcript has 6 exons. Gene Ontology annotation, cellular component: nucleus. NCBI's taxonomy places the organism in Eukaryota, Metazoa, Chordata, Actinopteri, Pomacentridae. Gene Ontology annotation, molecular function: cis-regulatory region sequence-specific DNA binding; DNA-binding transcription factor activity. The coding region runs from base 272 to 1504 and encodes 410 amino acids. Gene Ontology annotation, biological process: regulation of DNA-templated transcription.
AGAUCGAGCGACAGCAUGUGGCCAGCUAGCUAAUGUUACUUCUCUGUUCUCUCCGGGCUCGGAGCUGUAAGAGUAAAGAGGGGGUAUUUAUAUCAACAAAGGCCGGUUAUCGUUUGGUGUGUGGAAAUAGAAUUCCUCCACUAUUCCACACAGUUAAAAUGUUAUGCUAACGCUAGCGGUAGGUUUACCUUCACUGACCCAUCGAGCGACUGCUAACGCUACUUUGCCUGACGGUUGAGCUGGCUGAGCUAACGCUGACCUCUUAGAUUUAAUGGGUCCAAUCAUUGGGAUGUCACCAGAUAAGAAAACGGAAAUUCCGGGUAUGCAAGAGGAGCGGACAGGACUCAGAGGUGUUUGUGGUGUGGGAACACUGCCUGAGGCGGAGUGUGCAUCCAGUCCGCUGGCAACUAGCGUGGAUCGUACUGGAGGUACCGAAGAUGAGGAGCUCACUAACCUCAAUUGGCUCCAUGAGAACCUGCUUCAGAACUUCACCCUGGGGGGUCCUGAAGCUCAGCCGAGCGGCAGCCCCCUCUUUGAUAUAGAGGGAGACUACGGGUCCAGCCAGGGCCCUUCAUCCUCCUCCUCAUCUUCAUCACACAGCAGAGGCAGGGAGCGGGACUCGUUGAAGUCUAAGCCCCCUUUCUCAUUUUCCUUGCUUAUCUACAUGGCCAUUGAGCAGUCUCCCAGCAAGUCCUUGCCUGUGAAAGAAAUCUAUGGCUGGAUUCUCGAGCACUUCCCUUAUUUCUCCAAUGCUCCCACUGGCUGGAAGAACUCGGUUCGUCACAACUUGUCCCUGAACAAAUGCUUCCGCAAGGUUGAAAGGAGUUUGGGAAAGGCCAAUGGAAAAGGUUCUCUCUGGUGUGUUGACCCCGAUUACCGCCCCAACUUAAUCCAAGCUCUUAAGAAGCAGCACUUCCCAGCCGCACAUGCCUUCUGCACACCACCCGCCUCCCCACCCAGUGCCUCCUCACCCCCUCGUCACCUCUUUCUACCAGGCUGUUCAUUCAAAGAGUCUGACAUUGAUGCUGCCACUGCCAUGAUGCUCUUAAACUCUGCCCCUGGGCACCACGUUGACCCAUGCAAUUCUGACAGCCCACUGGACCUCUCCCGGCCUGACUCUGUCCUGGUGAGCAGUGAUCCAAAGCAGGAUCACAACUACAGCAGCGUAGCCCUGCAGCGCUGCUCCUCCCGUUCCUCCUCCUCAUCUCUUUCCUCCCUGGACGAAGGAGGCUGCGACCGCAGGCAGUCCCACCGUGCCGGCAGCGAGGGUUUCCACAGCGACGAGGACUCCGACCUCUGGGACGAGAGGGGCGUCCACCAGACUUCUCGACGUCCGCUCGCCAUCAAGUGGCCGACUGGCAAGAGGGCACGACGUGAGGUCAAGCCGGAGCUGGAUGAGGAGCUGAAGGAAGCUGCUGGCUCUUUGCUGCAUCUCGCUGGUAUACGCAGCUGCACGGAGGGCUCCAAACGCACUGUCAAGAGCACAAAACUUAACAGGAAAUGAAGUUUCUUUUGCCCCCAUAAAACUCCGGACCCUGUGAACCCCUAACCUCUGACCCCUGAUCGUGUGUCCCAGUGUGCCUCCUUCUCCUUAUCUGAUCGUUCUUUGGCCAUUUUGAGCCUUUUUUUUUGUUUGGGAGUAUCUCUGUCCAACAAAACAAAUGGCAAUAGUAUCGUUCACACAGGAGAACAAAGCCAUAUAGAGUAACUCGGGGGUAACUGCUGUGGGUGGGUGUUUGGGCUAUGGAGAACCAUCAAUAUACCUAUCCAAAAUGACCUGCCUGCUUGUGUUGGAUUAGAAGAUUGUGAUUCAAGAUUUUUUCUCUGAAAGACAAAAUGGAAAAAAGCUGAAGGUUUUUUAACUCAAAGCGUUGCAUGCUUCCUCCUCAAACCUGUAUCCUCUUCCAAGUGAAUCUAUUUAUGAAGCGAAUGAGUGCAUGUUUGUAACAGACAAAAUCUAACCUCCUGGUGUUAUCACUUUCUCCUUUUUGUGCUAAAGAAAAAAAAAUGCCACUGUUUUGAAAGGAGUUCUUGCUCUUUGAAUCUUCUUAUAAGAGAGAUGCAAUAAUUAAUCCACAACCUUAACUUUCUGACAUUAUUCCAUGCUGGCAUUUUUCAGAGUUGAGUAUGCUAGUUAAACUUUACAAUUAAGUGAAUGAAUGGAGUAGUAUUAUGAUCUUGUCAUGCGAUAAACUUAUAACAGAUGAGCUCUGGCUCUAUUUCAGGAUUAGCAAGAUAUGGAAAUAGUAUUACUCUGCCACUGCCAAAUUUAGUUGCAAAGUUAGCUAUAUUACUUCUCUUAGUUUUGUGCGGCCAUUACAGUACAAGCUGUUUUCAGGUUUUUUUUUGCUCAUCCUGUCUCAUUCAUCAGUGUGCUUUUGACAUUUAUUGUGCAGACACAGAACAUGUAUUUGCAUUUGGUGACAGCCUACACAAAGUGAACAUCUGCCAUGUACUGCCACGUGUUCACUGUGUGCUUCAAGGUUAUCCUCCAUAGAUUUAAUUUUAUUUUUGUGUGUAUCAUAGUGCAUGUCGACUUCAGCCCCAACCUGAGAAGACUGUUGUGACAAAAACAGUUUGAAAUAGUCAAACACUUCGUCUACUGACAAAAAAAACACGCUUCGAUUAAUAUAAUGUACUGAUGUAAAGACAGAUGUCCUUGCUACAGAUGUAUUGUAGGGCUGCUUGGUACUCUGCUUGCGUCUGGUCCUUUUGAAUGCAGAGUUGGCUAAUAGUGAGGAACAGGAGCGGAUAGUAAGUUGCCACAGCGUCUUAAUCUAUUAUUUGGGUUUGCAGUUUGAUUAUAUCUCUGUGUGUCCUCCUUGGUUUUUGUGCCAUGUACUUUAGAAAAUUACAGAAUUAUACAGGCAAUUUUCUGUUGGCUGAUCCUGUGGCCAAGUUAAUUCACAACACGAAGGAAGGUGUGUCUGUUUUGGUUCAAAAUAUUUAGACACCCACAGCAAAGAGCAUAUUCAAGUGUAAAGAACGAGAAGGGGACAGUACAGUCACGGGCCAGAGAGAACUGAACUCUGUAUGUGCAGUCGCUCGCAGGCGAGAUGCUGAAGGUCCGUGUUGCUCUCAUGUUGUGCCCUCAGUUCUGGCUGGCUACCAGUGUUUCGUCCUUGCUCUUCCUCCUAGAACAAAAUAAGGAAGUGCACAUUCUCUUCUGAAGCUGUGAAAUGGAGUGUUUAUUGUCAGGUUGAUUGCAUACAGUUCACUGAAGGGAAGUUGUGAGCCACUUGUAUAAAAGGCCACAAGUUUCAUUUGAAAUUAAAAAAAAAAACUGCACACUUGCAGUGUAUAAUACAAGGUAGCACGGACAAGCACAAGGGUAAAAAACUGGAAAUUAUUAUUAUUAUUUCCCACAGUACUAGAUCACAAUGUGUCACUGUGACUGUUAGUAUAGCAUGCAUGGUCAGUGCCAAACAUUUUCUUGUGCCACUGAUGUAAAACUGCAAAGGGCCAUGGUCACUAUAUUCCCCUGCUGCCACAAUGUAGUUGUGAUUUGGAGUUUUCUGAAUCAGGAAAUGGGAGAUGACUUUGGUCAGUACAGUGACUUAACCAAUCUUUUGGUUCAUCUUUGAGCGGGAACUGUUCUUUGCAGAGUAAGCUACAGUUCUCAGAAAUAAUACUUGCAUACACUGGUCUUGUUUAGCUGUGAAAAAAGAACAAAUUAUUGUUCAUUAAUCAUCACCUUAUUUAUGACUUUAAUUUAUGGGAUUUUUGAAUGCAUACUCUAUCAAACACUGGUCAUUUGAAACAGAUGACUAGGCACAUUUAUUUUUCUCACUCUGUGAACUCCUCUCAAUAAGUAUUUUGUUUUUCUCCUUGUUUAUUUUACAGCAAUACACUUUUUUCUUUACUUGUUACAGUGAUUAAGUAUUUUGCCAAUGUCUAUUGUCUUUAGAGCGGGUGUAUUUUUGUUUGUUUGUUUUCAAUUUAACCACAACUGCCAGGUUUUCUUGAUGUUUUGUUUUGCUUUUUGUUAGUCUGGAUAGAAGACAGUUAAUUAACAUUGAUCCUGAAACCUUUUUGUUGCCAAAACUGAUGUACAACUGGGGUAUGGAAUUUAAAAUUGGUGCAUUCCCCGUGUACUGUAGAAGUUCUUUGAGGCUGAUUUAAUCAUUUUAUGGUUUAUGUUUAGGUAUUAUGACUUAAUUAGUCAGAAAUUUAAGAUUAGCUUUCAAUCUCAUCACAGAUUAGAAUCUUUGAAAAAUUACUGCCACUCAUAACUCAUGCUUCCAGGUAUUGUUAUGGGAUGUUGAAAUGUUUUGAAUAUCACUGUAAACUGGAUCAGACUAACUCAGUCCCCAGGCAGCUGCUGUGUAGUUUCAGACCUACAUUUGAGUAUGGGGAUGACUGCUGAGAAAUUAUGGAGAGACUUGUAGAGGAAAAAAUCUCACUCAUUCUUUGUGUAGCACUGGGGAAAGAAAAGCUGUGUUGGUCUCAAAGUGACACUGAGUCAGUGAGUUGAUCUGUGGAUGAGCUACCUAAACUCAAAACCUAUUUGCUUCAUUGCUCAACAGCUGUUAUUGAAUAUUGAUUAUGUGAUUCUGUUGCAGUUACUAUGGGUAUGAUAAGCAUUUUCUUGCAUUUGACAAAGCUGCCAACCCAGUAUCAGUUUGUGUCAGUUGUCUGCCAUGUCUAUCGGACCGACACACCUUUUGGUUUUUGUAUGCUAACCUCUGUUGAUAAAAUGUUUAUAAGAUUUAUUUUCGCCAAAGAUAUGCAAUUGCAUUAUAUAUGGUAUUACAAAAUAUUAAUAAAAACCUGUUCUUGUUA